Molecule: messenger RNA, 3108 nt
Organism: Drosophila nasuta
Lineage: Eukaryota; Metazoa; Arthropoda; Insecta; Diptera; Drosophilidae
Product: mitochondrial protein C2orf69 homolog
Exons: 6
Coding region: 186-1784 (532 amino acids)
Cellular component (GO): mitochondrion
Source: RefSeq, a predicted model, not a curated record
AAAUAUCAAUGCGAAAAUACGAAAUUAAAAAUACAGACGUAGAGAUAAAAGAAAACGGAAUAGAAGCAAAAGACGCGGGAAUAUUUUUAUAACUAAACAAAUUAUAACAACAAAUUAAAACAAAAAACGGCCUCACCAUUGAUCAAUUUCUGCAACUGCAAGAGCGGAUACGUAACUUCGAGGGCAUGCUUGGCGGCAGCAGCGGGGAGCGUUUAUGCACGCCAAGCACUUCGGCCGGUCCGUUUCGCAUCUUCUCUGUGGCCGGUUUCCAGAAUCGCGCCAACGACAUUGUCUACUGUCCGCCCAUUGUGCGCCAGCAAUCACAACAUGUGGAGGACUCAAAGGCGAUCAUAUAUUUUGGCGGCGACGUGCAAGACUUUCCGGAGAGCAUGGAAACGAAUCGCGACAGUCGCGGUUACAUGAAGUACAAUUUGGAAAACUCUGCGAUAUUGCUGCGCGAAGCAUUUCCGCGCUCUCACAUCAUAGUCAUACGGCCGGUUCGCAUGGAAUUCAAGACGUUCAGCUGCUUCGACAAUUUUGUUCGGGGAAAUAACGCGGGCGUUCCAGAUCAUACGCCUAUGAACCAUGCGCUGCAACACUUAGAAAAACUGCUGCAGAAUCUGUCGCAGCGCCUGAUCUCAAUACCGGAGAACGAGAUACUCGAUCAAGCGGCGCAAGCCGCCGCAGCAGCUGCUGCUGUGGCUGCUGCUGCUGCCGCCGCUGCCUUGACGCUCUCCAAUGCCACUGUGAACUCGGAGUCCAGCUCAUCCUCAUCGACGGGCAGCGAUAGCAGCCAAGAAAUGGACAUUGAUAUACUCCAAGUGCAGGAAAAUGUUACUGUUGAUGCCGAUGGCGCUGUCAUCUUUCCCAUAGUCUCUGCUGCGGCGGCUGCUGCAGCUGCUGCUGCUGCAACCACGGAAACGGGCGCGUCAACAAAUAAUGUGUCAGCUAACAUUAACAAUGGCAAUAACAAAGAUGCUGCUGCUGCCCUUAACAGUCAUCAACAGGAGUCGCAUAGCCAACAGCAACAGCAGCAAACGCUUACAAAGGCAGCGUCACCGCCAACGACGAACAACGUGGAGCAUUGCAACAAUAGCAAUAAUAGCAACAACGAUUGUGGAGCGGUGUCCCAAGCCACAUUGCCAACGCAGCCACAGCAACCGCGCCCGGCGACACCGACGUCCGAUAAUAAUCCCUUGUGGUGGCGCGAGAAUCUCAAUUUAGACAAGUCCAAGCUGGUGCUAAUUGGGUUCAGCAAGGGCUGCGUCGUGCUCAAUCAAUUUAUCUACGAGUUUCACUAUUUGAAAACACUGACGCCGGACGAUAGUAGCAUGUGUCGUUUACUCUCGCGCAUUACAGACAUGUAUUGGCUGGAUGGUGGACACGGUGGCCAAAAGAACACAUGGAUCACCUCACGAAGUCUGCUCGAGACUCUCACAAGAAUGGGCAUGAACAUACACGUGCAUCUCACACCUUACCAGGUGCAGGAUGAUCGACGGCCCUGGAUACGGAAGGAGGAGAAACUUUUUACAGAGAUGCUGCGGCGAUUGAAUGCUCCAAUUACAAGGCAUCUGCAUUACGAUAAUCAACCGGCGAAUCUAAUGACACACUUUGAGGUGCUGCAAGCAUUCUGCCAGCAUGUCCAUUCACUCAACCAACAACAUCAGCAGCUGCAGCAGCAACAUGGCGGCAACAACGAGCAGCCAACAACGGCAGCCGCAACCAAUAACGGCGCUGGCAGCAGUAGCAACAAUCUUCUGGACGCCAGCGAAGAGGCAAAGUGACAGCUUCAAUUGCAUCCACAUCAUCAUAGGCGGCGUUUGCAUGCGAUGCGCAAAGGCGCCGCCGCUGCCAAGCGACUACAAUUGCAGCAGCUGCGCCAGCAACAGCAGCAACUGCUGCUCGCUACGGAUGUCGCAACGGCAACGUCAUUGUCGAUGUCAGCGUCGCCAUCAUCUCGUUUAGCCGCGGCACUGAUAUCCUCAGCGGUGGCUCUGAGUGCUGCAUCAACAUCGGCCGCGGCUGCCACGGCGAGCCUUGUAAAUAAUCAUCAUCAAAGCCAUAUGCAACAACAACAACAACACAGUUUGUCACGCCCUCACUAUCAGCAACAGGCACAGCAGCAAUCACAGCACUUGCUACACCACACAGCACAGCAACAGAAACAAUCACAUCAGCACUCGCACCACAGACAUCACCAUCAUCAUCACCACCAUCACCAUCAGCCAAAUCAUUCGCACAACCAUCAUCAGUGUCGCUCCAAACGCAAACUACAAAAAUUGUAUUAUACGCUUUGCCGUUAGACUUGUACACCUAAUUAAUUAAUUAAAUAAUUAAUUACCUAUACAUACAUUUUACGCAGCUAAUUUCGUUUAAGAGUAGGCUAAGUUCCUCUACUCCAAUAUCUCUCUCUAUCUUCCUCUCUCUCCGUGUCUAAACACACAUGCAUACAUAGAUCUGUUUAAAUGUAUUCCCAUUUGCGUGUCAAUUGAUUCAAAAUGUGAAAAGGUCGUCGAGUAAAUGUAAAGUUAUGUUCCAUUUUUAAAACUAUUUAUUUAUUUUUUUUUGUAUAUCUUAACUUAUUUUUUAAAUGGCUAAAACUGAAGCUGAGGUAACAUCUCGUCAGUGCAAUAUUUAAUUUUUUUUUCGUUAAUUUUAAUAUUUUAUAUUUUCCAAUUUUCCCUUGCAUCUACUUAUGUCAAAUGUAUACGCAUUGAAAUCACAUUUAGACGUUUCGUUCAAUGAAUUUACAAAAUUAAAGAAUAUUAAUUUUAAUCACACAAAACAGAGAGCCACAAAUAUCCAAACAAUAUUCUACAUAGAAAGAAAACAAAAAAAAACUCUGAUUAAGUAUUACUAUAUUAGUGUUUAAGUAAGCAUAAUUUAAGUUCAAAAUCCAUGCAAAACAUAUAUAGGCUUAUCAAAAAGAAACCUUAAAUGUAAUUGCCUUUACUAUACUUUAUUUAAUGAAUUUUGUAAGAUUGCAGAACAAAAAGAAUUUGCUCUAUGUAUUGUGUACGUAGUUUUCCCUUUGUCCUGCUGAAAAUUCAUAAGCUGUCCUUCCUCAUCCACCCAUCUCAAAGAAAAUAAAUAUGAAAAUCAACAUUA